UUUAUUAUCGUGUACGAUGUCUAUCAUAGGAAAGCUGAGAAUUUAGAGACGUAUUUGACACCGGUAUUUUAAUGUUAAAGUUUUCCUUUUGUACAAUGCUUAUUGCUGACUCACGAUGCAUUGAAUCUUUCAUUAGACGAACGAGCAUAUGCUCAUCGUUAGACUCGGUGUUGAUGUAGCAUAUAUAGUUAGAAAUGUGACUUAGACGUUUGACAAUUUGACACUCGUUUAGCCAUGUUCCCUUAUAAUCGCGAAGAUUUUUGAAUAAGAAACUGGUUAUAUAAUCGUGAUGAUUUGCCGAUUUUAGAUGACUGUGAACGUGUAAGAACAAUUGUAAUCGAGACGUGUAACGACGUUCCUGUCUUCGAUUUUUGAAAGACCUGCAAAUUCCAAAUGUUGACACAUCGACUGACCUAAUUUAUUUUAUAAAUUGCAAGAGUCAGUCGGUAUAUCAACGUGCCGUGUGAUCAAGCUUGUGCUGUAAAACAGUGAUUCACAUUUGCAAGAUGGAGAAACAGAUAAUAAUUUCUUCGCUCGUACUGGUUUUUAUUUCACUUGUCAUAGCUAGCGGUAAUUAUAAUGCGAUAAAUUAUUAUAUUUGCAUUUUUAUUCGUGCUUUACGUGUCUUUCUGACGCGAUUAAUCCAUAUAGAAAUUGGCUCGGACGAGACAGGUCUCGAAUGCAGUGGUCGUGCUCAUUACAACGUGACUAUGUCUGCUUAUUAUCCUGAUUUUAGCAGCGAUGACGAAUCCGACUACUCGGAUGCCAGGAUGAAGAAGCUGAGGACUCUGCAGGAUUUUCUCGAUGGCCGCACCGAAUUCGUCACAGUCUCCAUGGACCUUGAUUCAGGGAUACCAUACGGCACCAAAUUGUGUAUUCCCGAAUUAAACGCGAAAUUCCUGCGAAGGAUUCCACUUCAGGCUAGAGACAGAAGCCAUUACAGCGACGUUAAAACGAAUUCACCGGAUUUCUCUCAUCUGGACAUUUGCGUUCGAACCGAGGAAGACACGUAUGACAAUUCGGUAAAUGGCAUUGUGACACUUUACUCAUAACCAUUAGAA
Molecule: messenger RNA, 1061 nt
Organism: Eufriesea mexicana
Lineage: Eukaryota; Metazoa; Arthropoda; Insecta; Hymenoptera; Apidae
Exons: 3
Coding region: 507-1052 (181 amino acids)
Source: RefSeq, a predicted model, not a curated record